Messenger RNA from Colletotrichum fioriniae, 729 nucleotides. Lineage: Eukaryota; Fungi; Ascomycota; Sordariomycetes; Glomerellales; Glomerellaceae. The record is from RefSeq and is a predicted model, not a curated record.
AUGGCACAGAUCAACGCUAUGAAUGACAUUUAUCAACUCGCAGAAUUUACCAUUGUUGCAGCUGCGAAUGGUGUUGGUGCUGGGUUACCUGGACUUACUACGCGGCCCAACAUUUCCACCCAUAAGAACCACUGUUGGCAGUUCAUCAAACAUGUGCCCAAAGCAGUUGAGGGCACAAAAUCGGACGGGAGCUCUGCCAUGGACCACGCCGUUGUCGGCAUAGCCCCUCUCAGCGAGAACCAGGUUAUCAGCUCCAGCGAAUGGAACUCGAGAGCGUGGACAUUCCAGGAGAAGUUGCUCUCCCGGCGACACAUCUUCUUCAGCUCCGGGCACGUCUAUUUCAGUUGCUUCCACGAGGGUUCUGAGCUUCAUAGAUAUCCGGACAUCAAGCACUAUCGACCACAGGGCGAAUCAGAGACUCCCGGUGUCACUAUGGUAGGUCAAGACUGGGGUGGAAGAGGUUUCGAAAAGGGCCUACGAUCCGACCAGUACAGCGAUGACGGGGUUCUCGGUUUUUACCCGCUUCUCGUGGACCAGUACACCAAACGCACACUCGGCCGCCGAGAAGACGUGCUGAGCGCCUUUGCCGGCGUCGGAAAUGUUGUCGCUGCCCGGGCUAAAACGCAGAUGCUGCUAGGCCUUCCGGAGAGGGCUGAGACUUCCAUCUUGGACCUGGGCUACUCGGCAGGGCUCUGUCAUCUAUCAACGAUCCCUCGGAGGCAGAAUUGA